GGACCUAUGGCAGCUGAGGGCGGAGUUUUCUCGUCUCUCGUCGUCUCUUCUGUCCAGCUGUGACUCUGUCUCCUCCGCCCUGAGACUCAAUGCUCCUCACAUCCAACUCUCCCCCUCCUCCUCCUCUCUGCCUCCCCCUGACCUCGCUCCCCCCUCUCCUCUCUCCUCCACUCUGCUCCUCCCUCAUCCAGACUCCUCGGACUCUGAGCCUCCUCUCGUCUCCUCUUCUUCUCUGGGAACCUUCGUGUUGGCGGAGUUGGAGCAGAGGAGGGAGGAGCUGGAGCACCCCCUGCAGGAGACUGAAGUGUCACAGCUGAAGGAGCGGAUUGUGGAGCUCUCUCGCUCGCUGCAGGAGGAGCAUGUUCUGAGGGAGGAGAGAGAGAGAGAGGUAGAGAGGCACAGAGAGACAGAGAGAAGUCUUCAGUCCGUCAGUCGAGCUGUGAUCAGUCUGUCCAGAGUCCUGAGCAGCUGCAGUCGUUCUGUGUGUGUGUCCUCGGACAGCGUCCUCAGUCUAGACCUGUCCUCCCUGCUGUCUGUCCUGUCUCAGACAGAGAGCACCCUCCAGAGGAGACACCAGGAACUGCAGGGGGCGGAGCUCUCUCUGCGGCGGCUCAGUGAGGAAAACACAACCCUGCAGCUCCGACUGAAACAACUGAAAGACGACAACCAGCAGCUUCAGACACACACAAAACACUCUCAGCUGGAGCUCACACACACUCUGGACACACUGAGCAGGGAGCGCGAGAUGUUGUCUUCGCUGCGUCUGCAGGUGGAGGAGGUGCAGAUGAGCGAAGAGGAGGUGAGGAGGGAGAACAACAGACUGAGGAGUGAGAGAGAGAGACAGGAGGAGAGGAACAGACGCCUGGAGACAGAAACACACAGACGGUACCCUGCCUUUAUCAGAAGAGUUGAGACGGAGUUGUUGGAGAAUGUUCAGCUGACGGAGAGAGACUCUCUUCAGCGGAUGGAAAUUCACACUCUGAAGGGGGCGCUGGAGAGAGAGCAGCUGGACAAGCAGAGAGCAGAAGAAGAGACUGCGGACGCCAGAGACGCUCUGCAGAAGUCCAGGGAGUGUGUUCUACGUCUGUCGUCCGUCGAGUGUGCGUUGAAGCAGGAGGUGGACGAGGGACGUGACGCCGUUGACAAGAUGGCCACCCUGAACUCGGCCUUGGAAUCAGACAAGCGAGAGCUGAACAAACAGCUGCUGCAGCUGGGGUGUGAUCUGACAGACAGCCAAUCACAGCUGCACGCUCUGAGGUCAGAGGUCAGCUCUCUGCACAAAGAGGUCAAGACCCUCAGCAGCGACUGCAGCCAACUCAGAGCUCACAAGGAGCUGGAGGCCGACAUUGUUCAUCAACUGAGAGAAAGAGGGUCAGAGAUGGAGAGAAUAAUGGAGGAGAAGAAGAGAGAGUUGGCCUCUCUGAUGGAGGAGAGAGAGAAGGAUGGACGGCAGCAGGAGGAGAUGUCCUCUAGGUUUGCAUUGGUGUGUGCGGAGCUGAAGGAGGCGCAAGAGCAGCUGCAGCGGACGAGAGAGAAGGAGAGGAAGAGAGAGCAGGAGGAGCAGGAGAGAGAGAGCAGGAGGCAGCAGGAGAGAGAGAGCAGGAGGCAGCAGGAGGACAAGGAGCUGCUGGAGCUCAGGUCUCUGUCGGUGUCUCUCCACCAGCAGCUCGCUCAGCAGCAGAAACAUCUGUCGCAGUCAGAGGUCGACAGAUGUCAGCUGAUCACACACGUUCAAACCGUACAGGACGUCAAACAAACCCUGCAGGGAGAGAUGGCGUGUCUGAGAGAAGAGCUAGAGGAAAUGACAGCCAGGAGAGAAAGGAGUGAGGAGGAGAGGGAGGUGCUGAAAGAGAAGAUGGAGAGACUGACAGAGGAGGUGGAGGAGCUGAGGAGAACAAGGAUGGAGGAGGAAGAGGAGAGAAAAAAGGAGAGAGCAGCCUGGCAAAGAGAAAGGGAGGCUCUGAAUGAGGACUUGGGGAUGAGGGAUGGAGAGGUGGAAGCACUGAGGAGGCGCAAAGAGGGAUUGACUGAGGAAAAGGAGGAGAGGCAGAGGGAGGUGGAGAGACUGACUGGGGAGUUGAUGGAGAGGACUAUGCAAAUCAGCCAGAUGAUGGAGAGAAUACAGCGAGCAGAGAGAGAGAGGGAGAACCUGGAGGAGGAGGUGAAGAAGACAGAGCUGAGUUUAAGAGAGGAGGAGGUGAGGAGGGAGGACAGGAGGAGAGAGGACGAGAGGCAGAAGGAGAGAGAGAUUGAGGCACUCUGUGACCGGAUGGAGAGAUUAGAGAGGGAGAAGGAGGAGAGAGAGGGGGAGGGGGAGAGAUGGAGGAUGAGAGUGGAGGAAGUGGAGGAGGAGAUCAGCACACUGAGAAAACGAGAGGAGGAAGAGAGGGGGACUGUUGAGCGACUGCUUGGCAGAGUGGAGGAGGUGAAGAGGGAGAGAGAGGAGGAGAGGAAAAAAAACGAGAGACUGAAAGAGGAGAAGGAGGAAGCUGUAGGAGGACUGUCGAAGAGGCUGAAGGAGAAUGUGGGGGAGAUGGAGCUUCUGAGGGUGAGGCUGAACGUGGCGAAGGAGGAGUAUGAGGAGGUGAAGGAGGAGGUGCAGCGGAGGGAGCGCAGCCUGGAGCGACAGAUGAACGCCGUGAGAGAGAGGGAGGAGGAAGUGGAGGAGCUGAAGGAGCGACUGAGGCUGUUGGAGGAGCAGGAGGAGGAGGGAGUGAGAGAGCAGGAGGAGGUGAAGGAGAAACUGAAGCUGAUGCAGGAGAGAGAGGAGCAGCUGGAGAUACUGCUGAGAGAAACCCAGGAUCUCCUGGAAGAGGAGAGAAGAGAGGGAGGAGAAAAAGAUGACAGGAUCUCCCUCUUGGUUAGAGAGCUGCAGGAGGCUCAGGCCGAGUCCGAUGGAGUGAAGAGAAGAGUAAGAGAGGACGAGGAGGUAAACGACAGGCUAGAGGAGGAGGUGAAGGAGUGGAGAGAGAAGGUCAAGCUGAGUACGACAGAGUCAACAAAGAUCAGCAGUCUUCUAAAAGAACGAGAGGAGGAGGUGCAGCAGCUGAGAGAGGAGAGAGAGGAGGAGAGGAAAGAAAAGGAGGAGGAGAGGAGAGAGAGAGAGGAAAGGAGAAGGAGGAUGGACAUCAAGCUGAUGGAGUUGGAGGAGGAGAAGAGGGGGCUGGAGGAGGAGCGASAGCAAGAAAGGGAGGAGAAGAGGAGGCUGGAGGAGAAAGUGAAGGAGGUAAAGGAGGAGCAGGAGGAAGAGAGGGAAGAAAAGAGGAGGAUGGAGAACAGACUGAGGGUGAUGCAGGAGGAGAGAGAGGUCGAGGAGAAGGAGUUGUGGAGGGUGAAGGAGGAGAAGAGGAGACUUGAGGAUAAACUGAAAGAGAGGUUGAAAGAAAUGGAGUUACAGAGGGAGGUGCUGAGAAGUAAAGAAGAGGAGAAGAGGAAGCUAGAAGAUGAAGUGAAGAAGACCAAAGAGGAGCAAGGAGAAAAGAGAGAUCAGCACCUGCUGGUGGAGGAGCGAGGGAGGGCCAGAGUCAGAGAGCUAGAGGAGGAGAAGACAGGACUGAUGGUGGAGCUGAGGAAGAGAGAGAGGGAGGUGACAGCACUGAUGGAGGAGGUGAAAAGAGAACAAAGAGAGAAGAAGGAUGCACAAGAGGAGGUCCAGAGGGAGCAAAGAAGGAGUGAGGAGACCCUUGAUAAGUGGAGGCAGACGGAGGAAAUAGAGGAGGAACUGAGAAGGAGUGAAAGGGAGGUGUCUUUACUUACAGAGGAGGUCCAAGAAGCACAGAGGGAAAAGAAGGGGGUGCAGAAGGAACUAAUGAGGAGGAGAGAAGAGGUGACAGAUCUCAGAGAGGAGUUGCAGAGGGAGAGAGAUGGAGCACAGGAGGAGCUGAGGAGAAGGAGAGAGGAGGUAACUGGAGCACAAAGAGAGAAGGAGGAGUUAGAGGAAAAGCUGAAGAGGAUGGAGGGGGAGAUGAUGGCUCUGAGGGAGGAGGUGCAGAGGGAACAAAGAAAGAAUGAGGAAACCGAAGAGAAGCUGAGGCAGACGGAGGAAGUACAGGAGGAGCUGAGGAGGAGAGAGAGGCAGAUGUUUGUACUAAGAGAGGAGGUACAAGCGGAAGAGAGGGAGAAGAAGGGGGUGCAGAAGGAGCUUAUGAGGAGGAUGGAGGAGAUGACAGCUCUGAAGGAGGAGGUGAAAAGAGAACAAAGAAAGAAGGAGGAGACAGAGAAGAAUCUGCGGAGGACAGAUGAAGAGGUGAUAACUCUCGGAGAGGAGGUGCACAGGGAGCGGAGGAGGAGGGAGGAGGUGCAGGAGGAGCUGAGAGGAGCUCAGCAGAGUGUAGAGGUGAUGACGGAGAACCUGCGCUCCCUGCAGAGUCAGGUGUGUGACCUGAAUCGGAGCAAGGAGCGAUCUGAGCAGGAAGUGAAGGAGAAGGAGCAGGAGAGGCAGCAGAUGAAGGAGGGACUGAGGGAGGCGCUGGAGGAGAUGACCAAACUCAAAGUGCUCCUGCAGGAGAGCCACACAGAGGGAGAGCGACUGAGGACCGCUCUGAAGGACAAGAAAGAGGAGGUGGAGAACCUGAGGACGGUCAGAGAGGAGGUUGAGCGACAGAGGGAGGAGGUUGAGAAGGAAAGAGGACAGUUGGAGGAGCUGAGAGCAAGAACCAAGGCCCUGGAGAGGAGGAGGAGGGAGGUGAUAGAGGGGCUGGAGGAAGCUCUUCAUGCUAAGGAGAAGGCAGAGGAGUACAGGAGGGAGGCUGAGGAGUGUUGGAGGAGUAGAUUGGAGGAGAUGGAGGAGGAAAAGCGGGUGAAGCUGAGAGAAAUCCAGACGGUGAAGGAGAGACAUGAGGAGGUGGUGAAGGAGUGGACGGCCAGGAGGGAGGUGGAGGAGAGCAGGGCUGAGCUGAGACGGGUCAGAGCCACAGCGGCCAUGUUGGAGGAGGAGAGAGAUGGACAGGAGGAGGAGGAGCAGAUCACGUCUCUGCUGCAGGAGAAGAAGGAGGUGAAGAGGCUGCUGAGGCUCCGAGAAACUGAGGUGAAGAAAAGAAAAGUUUAGUUGCUGCUGAUGUUCAACGUCUCUGAUCACA
Molecule: messenger RNA, 5078 nt
Organism: Paralichthys olivaceus (Japanese flounder)
Lineage: Eukaryota; Metazoa; Chordata; Actinopteri; Pleuronectiformes; Paralichthyidae
Source: RefSeq, a predicted model, not a curated record